CCACACAAUGAAUAUGCGACCGCUGAAACGGCCCCGACUGGGGCCACCGGACGUGUACCCGCAGGAAGCGAAGCAACGCGAAGAUGAGCUAACGUCCACGCACGUUAAACAUGGUUUCGCGACCGAACACAAACUGUCCGAAGAGUUCGGUACCGCUCGCAACUGCAACGUUUCGGCAAGUAAGGUCGGUGCCUACUUUAAUGCGAUUCUAGCGAAGAAGGAGGAACUGAUGACACUACCGGACUCCGGUCGAAAGAAGCAACAGAUCAACCCGAAGGACAACUUCUGGCCGGUAACUGCGCGUAACAAAACGACCCUUGAUACGUGGUUCAAAGAUCUGGCUGGUACGAAACCAUUGAGCAGUUUGGCGAAGAAAGCUCCGUCGUUCAACAAAAAGGAGGAAAUAUUUGCCAUGCUGUGCGAAAAUCAGGUCACAAUGCAGCGGGCCUCUUGGUUCAUUAAGCUCAGCUCGGCGUACACGGUAGCGGUGUCCGAGGCAAAGAUAAAGAAGCGUCAAAUGCCCGAUCCGGCCACCGAGUGGACCGGUACGAUGAUAAAGUUCAUGAAGGAUCUCGUACCGAAGCUACACGAGCACUACCAUCAGGGUCCGCUGCAGGAGAAACCGUCCACAGGUGGUACGGGAAGUUCGAGUGGAAUGGGCGGUGCUAGCGGCGGUCUUGGAAUGGGUUCUGGGGCUGGAGGAACGAAUCCGUCAACCAUUCCGCCACCGCUAUCCAGUCCGGCCGGUAGCAUGCAUAGUCCAGCUGGUGGAAAUCCUGUCGGUGGACAGAUACACGGACAGCAGCAACAACAGCAACAGCAGCAGCAACCGAUUUCCCCACAAGAAGAGCAACGGAUAGCACAGAGACAGUGGAGCUACAGUACCCAGCUGUGCAAGUACAUGUACGAGGAAGGAUUGUUGGACAAGCAGGAGUUUCUGAACUGGAUUAUCGAUUUGCUGGAAAAGAUGAAGUCUUCCCCGAACGCGGACGAUGGUUUGCUGAGAAUUUAUCUCCCGCUGGCCAUGCAGUAUUUGUACGACUUUGUCCAAUCAGAACGCUUCUGUCGUCGGCUGGCGUACGCGGUGUCGAAAAAGUUGGCCCAACUCAUAAAUCAAAUGGCCGAGAGUCACAACAUCAAUCUGAAUUCAUCCGAUUCGGACGGAAAUGGGAAACCAGCGUCAAUUGAGAUGUCCGAUGGUAAACAGGAAAAGCAGCAUGACAAACCAUCCAAAGAGGGCACGACCGGUUCGGGAGCGCAACCUGCAGAUACCGUGCCACCGAAGGUGAAUCCGUACGAGAUGAUUUUCACCGAAUAUCUGCAUUGUUCCCAUCAUCGGGAUGUAGUGCUGCAGCUAUCGUCCAUUCUGCAGGUCAUAACGCUCGAAUGUCCAACUGCGCUUGUGUGGUGUGGAGUCGGUGAAACACGUUCCUCGUCCGUGCUUUCUGGCAGUCCACUGGAUCAUCUGCCAGUAGCACCAUCCGCCUUACCGAUGCCAACCCGGUACGAGCAAUCGAACGAAGACAUUCGUCGGCAACUUUUCGAGGCUGAGGAAAGCAUUAAGGUGCGCUCGAGGCACGCCGAAUCACGCUGGUGCAUCGACAAGUGGCAAACGGCGGCUGGGAACGCUAGCCUGAAAAUAUUGGCCACACUAGACGCGCUCGAUGGACACUGUUUCGAUCGGAUGGAUUCAAACAAUUCGCUCGACUCGUUGUACUCGAAGAUAUUUCCACCGUUUCAGGUGCAACAGAUAAAACCCACGGAAAGUAGUGCCGGAACUGGUGGCAGUAGUGGACAAGGUAAUGGGGUGGCCGGUGGAGCAGCGGAUGGGAAAGAUGCCGCAACGAAGCAGUUUGAAUACAACGUGGAACAAGAUUCUUCGAUUGUGAAGAUUCUUUGCGAGUGGGCCGUCUCGUGGCAGCGUUGGGGAGAACACCGAGCGAUGGUCGUGGCCUGGCUGCUUGAUAAACGGCAGAACGAAGUGUUGACGGCACUAGAGAACGAUAGCUACACCAACAAUUUAAACAAUUCGGAUGAUAAAGACUCGGUGCUGUCGGGCAGCGGGCUAAAUGGAGGUCAACCCGUAUUUCAGCAUAUUCUGAUGAACUUCCUAGAUCACGAUGCACCGGUCCUGGAGGAAGCGGGCAGUUCACAGAACAAAUCUCAGUUUACAAAUCUCGUACAUUUAUUCAGUGAGCUUAUCCGUCACGAUGUGUUCUCGCACGAUGCUUACAUGUGUUGUUUAAUAUCGCGUGGAGAUCUGCUGACGGGUGCCGGUGGUAUGUUGUCACUCGAUAGCCAUGGGAUUUGUAAUGCAGGACUCGGCACUGGGCCAAUUUCGAACAAACCGGCCACUAGUUCUUCGCCCAACAAUGGCGGCGGCAUGGAAGAUGAUGUCUUACAAACGGAUUUUAAGGCAAAACUGGAAGAUUUGGAUGAUUCGAACGUGGAUGACGAUCUGGACAAGCUGUUGCAGCACAUUAAGGAGGAUCAGCAAAACUCGAUGGAUGCACCGGACAGUCCGAAAGAUCCGGAACAUGCAGCUCCUUCUGUAACGGGACUGGGUAAAGCGGAGUCUUCAAGCCGUCACUUCCUGUACACGGAACACUUCCCACUUUGCCAGGAUGAUCCCAUCUCCCAGCACGACUGCAAUCAGCGCUACAUCCUGCUGUACGGUGUGGGAAAGGAGCGGGAUGAAAAGAAGCACGCGGUGAAGAAAAUGUCCAAGGAAAUCUGUAAAUUGUUUUCGAAAAAGUUCAGCAUCGAUGUGGCCGAAGGUGGCAAAGUGAAGAAACAUUCGCGCAGCGAGUUUAACUUCGAGUCCACGUCGAACAAAUGUCAGGCGAUGUCGUACUUUGACCAGCACGUCGUCACCUGGCAGUGUGCGGUACAGGUGCAGGAAAUGCUGAACGCGUUUGCCAUCGGCAACAGCAACUAUCUUCCGGUGCAGGAGCACGUCGCGUUCCUGUUCGAUCUGAUGGAGUCGGCGUUCAACAUUUACGGACUGAUCGAUACCUGCAUACAGAUUUUGCGUGAGCUGCCCGAAGUGGAGUUGCAGUUGAUCGGCAAAAGUUCGAUGGCGCUGGUGCGUAGCUACACGACCUCGCUCAGUCUGUACGUGGUGGGUGUGCUGAGACGGUACCAUUGCUGUCUGUUGCUAUCCCAGGAACAAACGACCGCAAUCUUCGAAGGACUGUGUCGCAUUGUGAAGCACGUCAGCAAUCCGAGCGAUUGUAGUUCGGCGGAGCGGUGCAUUCUGGCCUAUCUGUACGAUCUGUAUUCGGCCUGUUCGUCGCUAAAAUCCCGUCCCCAGCAGGAACCGUUUCACAAUGCAUACCCGAAGAUUAAGCAAGCUUUGUACACCCCGCUCCAGCCAACGCCCUCCGCACAUACGUACAAUCCGCAGUUUAUGAUCGAAAUCAUCACCAAUCCACGGCGUGGUGGAAAGAUAGAAAGUGGCUGGGCAAGGCAGCUGAACGAAUCUGCCUCCAACCGUUACAGCUUUGUGUGUAACGCCGUGGUAGCAGUUACGCGUGACAUCGACAACGAUUGUCUGAACGAUAUUGCGGCGAUGUGUGCCGAGCUUACGGCGUGCUGCAAUUCGCUCAGCACGGAAUGGCUCGGUGUGUUGAUUGCUCUGUGCGGUUCGAACCGUGAUGCCGGCUACUAUGUGGACGUGUUGACACAGGUGGACGUCCAGAAUACGAACAUCCACAACGCACUGUCCGUGUUUACGAGCAUCCUGGUGGCGAGACAUUGCUUUUCGCUGGAGAACUUUGUCGCACACGUGGCCCUUCCAUCGCUGGUGCAAGCCUGCAAAGGACGGGGUGAAACGACGCCAGAAAUUGAAGCAGGCGCUCGACUGUCCUGUCAUCUGCUGCUGCGUCUGUUCAAAACGAUCGAAUGUCCACAGCCGGGUUUGUACUCGGUCAGCACAUCACCCAAUCCAAUAACGGUCGGUAACGCGCACAACAUCAAGCUAAGCUGCGACCGGCAUCUGCUAGCGGCGGCACACAAAAACAUUGGCGUAGCACCGGUGCUGGCCGUGCUGAAGGGCAUUCUCGUGGUGGGUGAUGCAACCGCACACAAGGUUUCGUCGAUAUUUGGUACCGGAAAGCGAAGUGGACUCAACACACCGGUACAUCCGGGCAGCACACCGAAGAGUAUGGCUGGUUCGGGUGAUUUGAGUCACAUUCUGGGGACAAGCGAUCUCUCCAUACUUGGGAAUCCGGAUGAAUCGAUGCUGGAUGUAUCGAUGAUCGAACUGGGGGAUAUGUCUCCAACCGCAUCCGCUCGAUUAUACUCUAGCAGGUGUGCGAAUGGGCAACAGAACUCACAUCUGAAUCAGGAGAACGCGACUAGUUUGUCGGAUUUCGCGCAACAUGUGCUUCGCCAAAUAUGUUCCCAGGAAUGGGUCCUGGAACGUUGCCUUCAACAUGCGGAAGAACUGUGUCAGCACGGUAUGCUGAUUGAUAAUCUUUUAACAGCGAAGCAAGCACAACGAUUGCUGCACAUGAUCUGCUAUCCGGAGCACGAAUCCAAUCUAAUCGCCGAACUGGACCAGAAGGCGAUCAUUGUACGCAUACUGGAAAAUCUGGAGCAAUGGUCAUUGCGCAUAUCCUGGCUUGAUUUGCAGCUCAUGUUUAAGCAGACUAACUGCAGCUCGCCGGAUUUGUCCAACUGGUUGGAUAUGGUUGCAAGGGCCGCUAUCGAUGUGUUUCGCGUGAAUGAGUUUGUGCUAAGCAAUCCGGAGGUGAAGCAAGAAAAGAUCAAACCUUCCACCUGGUUGGUGGCUCCAUUGGUUUCGAAGCUGCCGAGUGCGGUUCAGGGAAGAAUUUUAAAAGUAUCGGGCCAAGUGUUGGAAAGCACGAGCAUGUUUAGCAAGCACAAAGAUGGCAAUGGGGGUAAUAGUAGUAGCAACAAUAACAGCCACAACCAUGGAGCGAAUAGUAACAGUUCGGUUAGCUCGAAUGGUAGUACCUUUGGGGGUAAAAAGUCUUCUCAACUGAACCAUCAACCAUUCUUGGGAUUGGUGCUGACAUGUUUGAAGGGUCAGGAUGAGCAGAAGGAGGGAUUGCUGCAAUCAUUGUACUCUCAGUUAUCGCAAUUCCUACAGAAUCGGGACCAAAGUCUCGAAACCAUCGGAGGCAUUGAAGAUCCUUGUGGAUUUGAGAAGAUGCUCGAUGCACUGCAAUUGCGUUACUCGCUUGUUGGAGGACUAUUCGAUGCAAUAAUGAAAAAUGCCACCUCUACAACGGACUGGGCGAUUUUGUUUGCCCAGCUCAUCAGCCAGGGUGUGAUUGAUUUAAGCAACAAUUCAGAACUCUUUACUACAACGCUCGAUAUGUUGGCCACAUUGAUACAUUCAACGCUGGUCAGCGACAGCCAGACGGAGCGCGAUGAGAACAAGAAAUUGUACACCAAUCUCAUGAAGAAACUGCGCAAGGAGCUUGGCGAUAAAAAUGGCCCUUCGAUCAAAUACGUACGCCAGCUGUUGCCACUGGCAAAGCAAACGUGCGAGGUACUAACGUGCGAUUCGGCCGGUUCGUCCACGGAUGCCAAGGGCAAUAAAAUCGCUAUUGACAGUAUCGAAAAGAAGAACGGCCUGCGAUUAGGCGAUAAGCAGCGUGUGAGCGUGUGGGAUCUCUUGGAAGGUCACAAAAAUCCGGCACCCCUGUCCUGGGCUUGGUUUGGAGCGGUGAAAAUCGAACGUAAACCAUUAGCGUACGAAGAAACACAUCGUUUGCUAAAGUACCACACGCACAGUCUGUACAAACCGAGCAGCUACUACUACGAACCGCUUCCUUUACCACCCGAGGAAGUAGAUCCGUUGCCCGACAAGCUUAAAGACGACAUGAAAGCUGACACACCUUCAUCCGAUCAAUCGCCGGCACCAAGUACGGGCUCCAAGAAGAGCAAAACGACUCGCAAAAGAAAACCCAAAGCAACGCCAGCGGCACAGGUACAGCAAAGCCAGCCACAACAGCAACCGAUUAUGCCAGCGAUUGUACCGCAAACUGCUGCAGGGCCUCAGCAAUUGCAGCAAAUGCAACAACAGCAGCAGCAGCAACAACAACAGCAACAACAGCAACAGAUGCAGCAGCAAACAUUGCAACAACAACAACACUUGCAGCAACAACAGCAACAACAGUUGCACCUGCAACAACAACAGGCUCAACAACAACAACACUUACAGCAACAACAACAACUUCAACAGCUACAGCAACAACAACAGCUACAACAACAACAGCAACAGCAGCAACAGAAUCAAAUGAUGAUGCAACAACAGCAACAACCGAACAUUUCUCAGCAGCAACAAUCAGCACUGCAACAACAGCAGCAGCAGCUUGGAUCGCAACAACCACAGCAACAGCAGGUUGGCAUGACACCGCAGCAAACGCUGCAGCAGAUGCAAAACAACAACAUGGGAUCCAUGCAAAUGGGCGGACCGAUGAACUCGAUGAGCCAACAACACAUGCAACAACAGUACGGUCAAGCCAACCCGGGCCAACUGGUUGGGCAAGGAAAUAUUGGAGGAAUGCAAGGGGGUAUGGGUGCACUGGGUGGUGGAAUGGCCGGUGGAAUGUUGAGCCAACAGCAGCAACAACAACAACAACAGCAGCAACAACAGCAACAAGCUCCACAGCAACAACAACCUCAGCAAGCGCAACAAGCACAGCAACAAGUUCAGCAACAACAGCAGCAACAGCAACCUCAAGGCAAUCCAAAUAUGGGCUUCGUCGGAAACGUAAACCCUAUGGCACAGUUGGCUCAACAGCAGGGAGGCAAUCAGCAGUGGGGCGGAUACGGUUCCAUGCAACAACAACACCAGCAACAGCAACAACAGCAACAACAACAGCAGCAGCAACAGCAACAACAACAGCAACAACCUCAACCACAAGUUCAACAACAGCAGCAACAACAACAGCAACAACAGCAGCCAACGCCCCAGCAAGCUCAGCAGACAUCACAACAGCAAGUCCCUCAACAAGGACCUCAGCAAGGUGCGCAGCAAGGACCACAGACACAGCAGCAGCUGCAACAGCAACAACAACAGCAGCAACAAAUGUUCUAUUCCGGCAUGGGUCAAGCAACGAUGAAUCGGUUCGAUCGGCCACAGUUGAACACCAACUCGAAGCAAGCUCUCUCGAACAUGCUACGCUCCAAGCUGCCCAUCAACUCGGGUCAUCCGGCAAGUUUCAUGCAGCAACAGCAGCAACCGCAGCGCAAUCCUCAGCAACAACAGUUCAUGCGUGGUCCACUGCGUGCCGGUAUGCCGGGCAAUCCGAUUGUCGGCGCACAGGCGGGCAUGGGACCGAUGAAUCCGGCCAUGGCCGGUGGGAACGCUGGCAUUGGUGCAACCGGGGGUGGUGGUGCGGUAAUGGGCGCCCAGGGUAUGAACGCCGGUGGCAUGAUGGGAGCUCAGCAGGGGGCUCAGGGCCAACAAACGACCGGUGGCAUAAUGAAUCAAAAUGCUCCGGCCAUGAUGGGCACUACCGGGGGUUCGAUUAUGGGCCAGUCCGGUGGCAGUAUGAUACAGACGAGCAUGAUGGGUGCGCAGCAGAACCCAACGCUGGUUGGACAAGGCAUGGGAAGUGGUGGUGGUAUCGGUGGAGGAGCCGGCGGAAUGACGGGAAACAGUGGCAUGGGUGGAAGUGCGACCGGUAUGGGAGGAAGUGGCAGUGGAAUGGUAACAUCGGGCGGUAUGGUCACUGCUGGAAUCGGUAAUGCAACACCGAUGGGUGGUGGACAGGGUGGUAUGGGUGGGAACAGUGGAAUGCCGAAUGCUGGUGGCAUGGGAAAUCCGGGCAUGGGGAAUCCUGGUAUGGGCAUGCAGAAUAUGCAGCAGUCCGGCAGUAUGCAGGGUGGCAUGUUCCAGGGACAGAAUGUACCGUACCAGAACGUGAACCAGAACUAUCCUAACUACGGCAACCAGGGUAUGGGACAGCAGGGUGGACAGGGUGGCGGUAUGAUGGGUAACUUCAAUCAGAUGGCACAGCAACAGCGCAAUACGCAGGCGGAGUUCUUGGCGCAACAACGCGCUGCAGCAAUGGCGGCCGGUCGGGGUCAGUACGCUCAGCAUGCUCCGAACGUAACGAUGAGCAAUAUGGGUGUGAAUCAAGGUGCAGUUCCACCGUACCCACGGCAGGGUGGGAAACCGGGCGUUGGAAGUAAUAUGCCUCAGAAUCAGCAACAGUUUCAGCAGCAACGGAUGCGCUUGAUAAUGCAGCAGCAUUCAGGUAUGGGACAAGGGGGUAAUGCGCAAGGUAUGAUGCAGAAUCAAGGGCAGGGCAUGAGCACGCAGCAAACGCCCAAUCUGGUGGCUCAGUUGCAGCGCCAGAUGCCCAACCAGAACAACAUGAUGGGUCAGCAAUAUCCUCAUCAGCCUCCGCAGUAUUAA
This is a messenger RNA of Anopheles maculipalpis, 8401 nucleotides long. It is a transcript of the gene kto, whose product is annotated as mediator of RNA polymerase II transcription subunit 12. The record is from RefSeq and is a predicted model, not a curated record. Gene Ontology annotation, biological process: regulation of transcription by RNA polymerase II. The transcript has 11 exons. Bases 8 to 8401 code for a protein of 2797 amino acids. NCBI's taxonomy places the organism in Eukaryota, Metazoa, Arthropoda, Insecta, Diptera, Culicidae. Gene Ontology annotation, cellular component: mediator complex. Gene Ontology annotation, molecular function: transcription coactivator activity.